CCACGGCACAAUUGGAUUCAGGGCAGCCAAGGGCAGCCAAAGGCCUCGCGCACGCGUAGCGACCGGUGCGGAGGCAGCCCUCGCGCGACCGCACACCAAAAGAACCGCUGCAAGCCACGCCUGUGGUAGCACCAGCCGACAGGCUGCACAGCUGUCGCCGCACAAAAGCUCCGAGCUCGCCUCUCGCUCGUUAAACACGGCCGAAUUUCAGAAAUGGCCGCCGAGGAGAAGUCUACCGAGCCGGAGCCGAGCCUCGUCGAUUCAUUGACGGACCUGCCGCAGCAGGCGUGGAGGUCCGUCGUAGAUACGCUAGACGAGCGCACGGGCCUACCGAAAUACCCCAUCCUGCGCUACGUCUCGGACGGCGCCGACGCGCCGCCGCCGCCCAACUACAUCCGCGAGCAACCCAUGGGCUUCGCGCCCGUCCGCGAAAAUGAUGAUGAAUCAUUGCCGAAGUCCUACGAGGACGCGGUCGCGAUGACGGAGUUCGUCUGCGAAUUUGUCGAUUUACUGACGAAGCGCGGCCUGCGCGUGCGGCAUUCUGGUGCCUCUUGUAUUCUGAGGUUGUCGCGUUCUUGUCGGGACGUGUCCUUCGCGGGUCAGUCGUUCGCGCUCGCGGACGCGACGGUGAAGAACGGCUUUGCUGAGAAUGAAUUCGUUUUUGAGGUCGGGGAUCAGGCAUACGCCUUCGAGACUUAUGAUGGAGCGACGCGCGAGCUCGUCGUCGACGGCCUUCGCUUAUUGGUAGAGAGGGCCGUGAGCGACUUCUUCACGUCGGACGAGUUCCGCGUGCGGCGGGCGCGGCGGCGGGCGGCUGCUAGUAGUAAUACAACAACACGUUAGUUUUUUUUUCAUUUUGCUCGGCGGCGUGGGUAU
Molecule: messenger RNA, 876 nt
Organism: Pelagomonas calceolata
Lineage: Eukaryota; Pelagophyceae; Pelagomonadales; Pelagomonadaceae
Source: the annotation of a GenBank genome assembly